GCACUCUUAUGUGGUCCACAGUUUCUGCCUUCGCACUGUAUGACUAGCAUGUUUUCACGGAAAGACCAGUUACAGAACAUUAAAAUCACUUACAGAAGACCCGCGAAACAAUGAAUGACCGCGAACUUGAUCUCACAGAAGCGCAAAAAGCUACAAAAUCAAAGUAUCCUCCCAUCACCAGGAAAUACGAGUAUCUUGAUCAUACUGCAGAUGUCCAGAUUCAUUCAUGGGGUGAUUCUCUGGAAGAGGCUUUUGAACAGUGUGCAAUGGGGAUGUUUGGAUACAUGACGGACACAGAAACUGUGGAACCCAUUGACACUCUAGAAGUAGAAUCAGAAGGCGAUGACAUGGAGUCACUCCUUUUUCAUUUCUUAGAUGACUGGCUCUUUAAAUUCAGCGCUGAUAUCUUCUUCAUUCCCAGGGAAGUGAAGGUGUUGCACAUUGACCGACUGCAGUACAGAAUCCGCUCGAUAGGAUGGGGUGAAGAAUUUAACCUGAAUAAGCAUCCACAGGGAACAGAAGUGAAAGCAAUCACCUACUCUGCAAUGCAAGUACAUGACAUAGAAAAACCAGAGAUCUUUGUCAUUAUUGAUAUUUAAACAACAAAAAUACAUUAAAUACAAUUUAAUA
Messenger RNA from Carassius carassius (crucian carp), 630 nucleotides. RefSeq names its product protein archease. Bases 111 to 599 code for a protein of 162 amino acids. Lineage: Eukaryota; Metazoa; Chordata; Actinopteri; Cypriniformes; Cyprinidae. The record is from RefSeq and is a predicted model, not a curated record. Gene Ontology annotation, cellular component: tRNA-splicing ligase complex. The transcript is spliced from 7 exons. Gene Ontology annotation, biological process: tRNA splicing, via endonucleolytic cleavage and ligation.